Triticum turgidum subsp. durum (durum wheat) is the source of this 315-nucleotide messenger RNA. Lineage: Eukaryota; Viridiplantae; Streptophyta; Magnoliopsida; Poales; Poaceae. The record is from the annotation of a GenBank genome assembly.
AUGGAAAAGUACAUGAACUCCUUCCCAGCAGGGACCAUACUCUGUGUGCUUCUCUUGUACUCUACGAUCCAUACACAUUGCCAAAUCAUGGAACGCCAAGAGAACAUGAAGAUCCAUUUACCAACUGGAUUAUGCGUCUAUAGAAAAGGAACUUCACUAUGCAAAGAGAAGUCAUUUUGUUUCUGUUGUUUAGUGAACCGCAAGUGCUAUCUUGCGAUGGAUGUUUGCAAGAGUGUAUGUGGAAAGCAUGGUCCAUUGGGUAUUCAGGCUUCAAAGAAACAUUUUUUACCACCCUCCCAUGUAAUAUACGGAUGA